Molecule: messenger RNA, 1443 nt
Organism: Prunus armeniaca (apricot)
Lineage: Eukaryota; Viridiplantae; Streptophyta; Magnoliopsida; Rosales; Rosaceae
Source: the annotation of a GenBank genome assembly
AUGGCCGCAAAAGGAGGGAAGAGAGGGAGGGCUUGCGUGGUGGUGUUAGGUGACAUUGGGCGCAGCCCCCGUAUGCAAUAUCAUGCUCUUUCGCUUGCCCGUCAGGUAUCUCUGGAGGUAGAUAUUGUUGCAUAUGGAGGUUCUGAACCCCAUUCUGCUGUACUAGAACAUCAGUCUAUUCACAUACACAAAAUGCAGCAGUGGCCAACAUUUCCACGUGGCGUACCCAGCAUACUUAAGCCCUUGGCGCUUUUGAUCAAGCCAGUGAUUCAAGUUUUAGUGCUUCUUUGGUUUCUUUGUAUUAAGAUACCCGCUCCUGAUGUUUUUCUAGUGCAGAAUCCACCUUCUGUUCCAACCUUAGUGGCUGUAAAAUGGGCAAGCUGGCUUAGGCGAUCUGCAUUUAUUGUUGAUUGGCAUAAUUUUGGAUAUACGUUACUGGCACUGUCUCUUGGAAGAAGUAGUCGAUUUGUGGCAAUAUACCGUUGGUUUGAGAGGCAUUUCGGGAAGAUGGCAGAUGGUUCCCUAUGUGUAACGAGGGCAAUGCAACAUGAAUUGGCUCAAAAUUGGGGAAUUAAAGCCACAGUUCUAUAUGAUCAGCCUCCUGAGUUUUUCCGUCCUGCUUCACUUGAAGAAAAGCAUAAGUUGUUCUGCAGAUUAGAUAAAAGUCUGAGGAAGCCACUUGGUGUUCAAGAUUGCACCAGCACUGGAACAGGGGAAAUGUUGAAUAAGGACAUAAAUGAGACUCUGUUUACCACUCUGGUUGGCACGGACAUUACUUCAAAGCUAGACAGGCCGGCACUCAUAGUUAGCAGUACAAGCUGGACUCCCGAUGAGGAUUUUGGCAUUCUCCUGGAAGCAGCUGUCAUGUAUGACAGGCGUGUUGCUGCUAUUUUGAAUGAAGAUGAUUCUAUUCAAGAAGAGGCUCUUUGGAAGGAAAUGCAGAGUGGGAAGCAAUACUUGUAUCCGAGGCUGUUAUUCAUCAUUACAGGUAAGGGGCCUGAAAAAGAAAAGUAUGAAGAAAAAAUUAGCAGAUUACACCUCAAAAGGGUGGCAUUUCGUACUAUGUGGUUGUCAGCUGAGGACUAUCCAUUGCUUCUUGGGUCAGCAGAUCUUGGUGUAUGCUUGCAUACAUCCUCAUCAGGGUUGGAUCUUCCCAUGAAGGUCGUGGACAUGUUCGGUUGUGGGCUGCCUGUUUGUGCCGUUUCCUACUCAUGCAUCAAGGAAUUAGUGCAAGUUGAGAAAAACGGCCUUCUAUUUUCAUCGUCUUCAGAGCUAGCUGAUGAACUUUUGAUGCUGUUCAAGGGUUUUCCAGAUGCAUGUGAUUCACUGAAGGGUCUCCGUAAUGGUGCAUUGGAAAUGUGUUCUUCUAGGAGGUGGGCUACUGAGUGGGAAGAGCAUGCGAAAGCAUUAAUACUAGAGGUUAUCUCUAAAAACUUAGAUUGA